Molecule: messenger RNA, 1565 nt
Organism: Aspergillus brunneoviolaceus CBS 621.78
Lineage: Eukaryota; Fungi; Ascomycota; Eurotiomycetes; Eurotiales; Aspergillaceae
Product: chromatin modification-related protein EAF6/MEAF6
Exons: 3
Coding region: 239-1357 (372 amino acids)
Cellular component (GO): NuA4 histone acetyltransferase complex
Source: RefSeq, a predicted model, not a curated record
CGAUACCCUUCACAGUUCAGUCGACUCCGCGCGCCAUUGAAUCAAGAAUCAACUGCUCACCGACCAGCAUCGCCAUCCUCUACAUUAGUGUCGCGCUCAUCCCUUACCUCUACCAAGAAAAGCACGAUUCAACCCGAACAGAGCCCUCGCGCCCGCGACUGACCACCUCAGAGGUCGCAUCCAAACCACACCUCCCAGCACCGGAUUGCACGUCACAGCCUCCCUCCUGGAAGCAAACAUGGCCUCACCCGCCCCUUUCUCAACUGCAGCAGCAGGAGGCUCAGUUCCAACGUCCUCUCAAACUCCAACCGCGGCACCAGCCGCAGCAACGACACCCUCGCACCUCCGAGACAUCACGCAGCAAUUGAGCGCAGACUCCAGCUCCAACCCCAACUCCAAUGUCACCACCACUACCAACAACACCAAUGCGGCCACGAACCCCACUACAACAUCCACAACACCGGCAACAACAGCAGCGCCCGCGCCCGCACCAACCCCAGCAACCCCAGGCACCCCCGGAGCCACCGCAUCCCACCCGCCAGCACCGACAACCACAACAACAACUACAAACGGAGCCACCGCACCCUCCACCACUGACCCAACCGCCGCAACCCCAGCCCCAGCCGCAGCACAAACAGCAGCAACCGCAACAGCAAACGCAUCAGUAUCAGCAUCCACAACAACCUCAACCGCCAACCGCGGCCUGCCAUACUACGAGAAACUCCGCCGCGAACUGCGCGACACACUGCAAAAGAAACGGCUAAUGGACAAGAGCAUGGCCCAACUCGAAGACCAAAUCUACCGCUUCGAACAAUCCUACCUCGAAGAAACCACCGCCGGCAACAUCAUCAAGGGCUUCGACAACUACAUCAAGGGGUCCUCGACCGGCGGCGGACUCGGCGCGGGGGGACUCUCGCUGUCCUCCGGGGUCGGAGGGGGAAGUGGCAGCGGAGGUGGUGGUUCCGGUGGAGGCAGCGGCGGCGGCGGCGGUGGUGCGCGACGGAAGGCGCCCGUCACGGAGGCGGAUCGCGUGUUCUCGAGGAGUUCUGCGAGUUAUAUGCGGGACUCCCCCGCGCCAUCAUCCGCCCAGACCACCCCCUCGCACGCCCCCACGCCCAAUUCCACUUACAACGGUUCCUCGACCGGUAAACCCGGCAACAAUGGCGACGCCUCCUCCGCGGCGAACAGCGUCAAGGGCCAAUCGUCCAAGAACAAGAAGAAAUCCGGCGGCGGCAAUGCGAAUAAGGAUAAGUCCGCCGCAAAUAAUAGUAACAAAGACAACAAUAACGAUGAGGAGGCGACGGAUGGGGAUCGGCCGCCGACGAAGCGGUUGAAGAUCACUUAUGGGCGGGAUUAGGGUUCGCGGAUUAUGGAUGGUCUGGGUUUGCUGUUCCUGGGAGUUUUGUUUGUGGAGCUUUUGGGCGCGGAAAAGAAUACAAGCUUGAUUUGCUCUUUCUUCUUCUUUUUUUUUUGGUGUGGCAAGGAUGACUGACUGACUUUUAAGUGUUCAUCAUUGCGGCGUGUGGGGACUGUAUCUUACUUCGUGAUAUCCUCUUGUACUGUAC